AUGGCGUUCUUCAUCCUCACGGGCUUGUUCGUGCUCCUAUCCGUCUCCCAGCAAGCCUUGGGCCAGAACUACACGUUCAUGAGGGAGGCGACGCACGCGCCGCCGGUGGCGUACUACGACUACAUCGUCAUCGGCGGCGGCACGGCGGGCUGCCCGCUGGCGGCGACGCUGUCGAGGCGGUACCGCGUGCUGGUGCUGGAGCGCGGCGGCUCCCCGUACGACGACGACCGCGUGCUGAACAUGGCGCACUUCGCGGACGUGCUGUCGGACACGUCGGCGUCGUCGCCGUCGCAGCGGUUCGUGUCGGAGGAGGGCGUGAUCAACUCGCGGCCCCGGGUGCUGGGCGGCGGCAGCUGCCUCAACGCGGGCUUCUUCUCGCGCGCCGGCGCCGGGUACGUGCGGGCCGCCGGGUGGGACGCCAGGGAGGUGCUGAGCGCGUACAGGUGGGUGGAGGACGUGGUGGCGUUCCAGCCGGAGCUGGGGCCAUGGCAGGCGGCGGUGCGGAGGGGGCUGCUGGAGACCGGCGUGGUGCCAGACAACGGGUUCACGUACGACCACAUCCCCGGCACCAAGGUCGGCGGCUCCAUCUUCGACCCGGAGGGCCGGCGCCACACGGCGGCCGACCUGCUCCGGUACUCCCGCCCCGAAGGGAUCGACGUGCUUCUCCGGGCUAGAGUCGCCAGGAUCUUGUUCAGUUACAAAGGGACCAAGCCCGUGGCGCGCGGCGUGGUGUACCGCGACUCGCAGGGCAUCAUCCACGUCGCGUACCUCAACCAGGGCGACGCCAACGAGAUCAUCCUCUCGGCGGGGGCGCUGGGCAGCCCGCAGCUGCUGAUGCUGAGCGGCGUUGGCCCCGCCGACCACCUCCGCUCCUACGGCCUCGACGUGGUGGUCGACAACUCCGAGGUCGGGCAGGGCAUGUCCGACAACCCCAUGAACGCCAUCUUCGUGCCGUCGCCAUCCCCGGUCGAGCUCUCGCUCAUCCAGGUCGUCGGCAUCACCAGGUUCGGCAGCUACAUCGAGGGCGCCAGCGGGGCCGACUGGACCACCCGCACGGCCUCCACCAGUACCGGCACGCCGGAGCGCAGCUUCGGCAUGUUCUCCCCGCAGACGGGGCAGCUCUCGACGGUGCCGCCGAAGCAGCGCACGCCGGAGGCCAUCGCGCGCGCCGUGGAGGCCAUGAGCCGGGUGCCCGACGCGGCCAUGCGCGGCGGGUUCAUCCUGGAGAAGGUGCUCGGCCCGCAGUCCGCGGGAAGCCUCGCGCUCCGCAACCUGGACCCCGACGACAACCCCGUCGUCAGCUUCAACUACUUCGCCCACCCGGACGACCUCCGCCGCUGCGUCGCCGGCAUCGAGGAGAUCGAGCGGGUCAUCCGCUCCAGGGCGUUCGCGCGGUUCGCCUACCCCAACUUCGCCUUCCCGGCGAUGCUCAACGUCACGGCGGAGUUCCCCGUCAACCUGAUGCGUGCCAACGUGCGCGGCGGCAGCGACCCCGCGGCGCUCGAGCGCUUCUGCAGGGACACCGUCAUGACCAUCUGGCACUACCACGGCGGCUGCCAGGUCGGAAGAGUUGUGGACCGCGACUACCGCGUCCUCGGCAUUGAUGCGCUGCGCGUCAUCGACGGCUCCACCUUCAAUGCCUCGCCGGGGACUAACCCGCAGGCCACCGUCAUGAUGCUCGGCAGGUACAUGGGAGUCAAAAUCCAAAAGGAGAGGAUGCUGAACGAAGGAUCAGGGUGA
This is a messenger RNA of Lolium rigidum, 1740 nucleotides long. Its product is annotated as protein HOTHEAD-like. The transcript is spliced from 4 exons. The record is from RefSeq and is a predicted model, not a curated record. Gene Ontology annotation, molecular function: oxidoreductase activity, acting on CH-OH group of donors; flavin adenine dinucleotide binding. NCBI's taxonomy places the organism in Eukaryota, Viridiplantae, Streptophyta, Magnoliopsida, Poales, Poaceae. The coding region runs from base 1 to 1740 and encodes 579 amino acids.